GGUUGUGGUACCACCAGCAGGAGCAGCAGCAGCAGCUGGUCGCCGGCUCCAGGCCUUUCUCCUCCGGUGGGUUGCUGCUGUGAUUGUGUGGAAGCCAUGUCUGCGGAGAGCCCGGAGCCCGCUUCGGCGGAGGAGCAGAAGGAAAUGGAAGACAAGGUGACUAGUCCUGAGAAAGCUGAAGAAGCAAAGUUGAAGGCCAGAUAUCCUCAUCUGGGACAAACGCCUGGGGGCUCAGAUUUCUUGAGAAAGCGGCUCCAGAAAGAACAAAAGUACUUUGAUUCUGGGGAUUACAAUAUGGCUAAAGCAAAGAUGAAGAAUAAGCAACUCCCUACUGCAGCUCCUGAUAAGACCGAAGUUACAGGUGACCACAUUCCCACUCCACAGGAACUUCCACAGCGGAAACCCUCUCUUGUUGCUAGCAAGCUGGCUGGCUGACUAGAUGGCAGAACUGCAUGAAUCUUCUCAUUCCCUUAAUAUUUCCUUAAUAGUUACUUCUCACAUUUUUUGUUUCCACUAAGUCAUUGACUGACCGCUUUGCAGGUAGUGGUAGCUUGUGCUGCUAUUGUAAGAGAGUCCUGUUAAGAAUUAAGUUGUGUAGGCCAAUGAAGAAUUGAGAACAAUGCACUGAUUUUAAAAAAGGACACAUUUUGUUAGAGCAAUGUAAAGUAAUCUACUUGAAAAAUCUACAUAUUACCUAUUCGCUAGUGUAGGGCUGGUUCCAGCAAGUGACAUAGCAGGUUUGACAAUUUUUUUUAUGUUUCUGCUUUCUUUAGUUCACCUUAGUUACAGCAUAGGAUGUUUCUAUUGAAUACAACCACCUGUUGUGUUUCUUGUGUUUGGUUUUGUAAACUAGAGGUUUUAGACCGCAAGUUGCUAGAAGGUAAAGCAUGUA
Molecule: messenger RNA, 892 nt
Organism: Podarcis raffonei (Aeolian wall lizard)
Lineage: Eukaryota; Metazoa; Chordata; Lepidosauria; Squamata; Lacertidae
Product: cAMP-regulated phosphoprotein 19-like
Exons: 1
Coding region: 97-435 (112 amino acids)
Cellular component (GO): cytoplasm
Molecular function (GO): protein phosphatase inhibitor activity
Source: RefSeq, a predicted model, not a curated record